This is a messenger RNA of Aspergillus pseudonomiae, 1443 nucleotides long. RefSeq lists its product as uncharacterized. Lineage: Eukaryota; Fungi; Ascomycota; Eurotiomycetes; Eurotiales; Aspergillaceae. Gene Ontology annotation, molecular function: peptidase activity. Gene Ontology annotation, biological process: proteolysis. Bases 1 to 1443 code for a protein of 480 amino acids. The record is from RefSeq and is a predicted model, not a curated record. The transcript is spliced from 5 exons.
AUGGCUUCCGCUUUGGACAAAUUCUUCGAUGCAGUCGACGACCUUUCUUCAUCCUUUAAAGACAGGCUGGGAAAGGCCAUCCACAUGCAAUCGGUUUCAUCAGAGGCCGAUAAGAGGGAUGAGCUGACAAAAAUGGCGAAAUUUCUAGCGGACGAGCUCAACACCCUUGGGGCACAGGCAGAACCAAAGCUCCUGCCCAACAAUCUGCCACCCGUUGUCAUUGGCCAUUAUCCGAAGUCUCCAGACCAAACGAAGCCAACUAUAUUAAUUUACGGUCACUACGAUGUCCAGCCUGUUACAGGACAGCCCUGGCACUACGAGCCGUUUGAGCUUACCCAAGCCGGGGCUGUCGAUGAUGAGCGAUACUAUGGACGAGGUACGACCGACGACAAGGGCCCCGUCGUGGCCUGGGCCAAUGUUAUUCAGGCACACCAGAAGGCUGGGGUCGAUAUUCCAGUCAACCUACGCUUUUGCUUUGAAGGAAUGGAGGAGUCCGGUUCUACUGGACUCGCGGAGUAUCUUGCAAGUGAGGAGGGAAGGAAGAUUUUCGAAGAUGUCGAUGCUGGCUGUAUUUCAGACAACUAUUGGCUUGAUACUAAGAAGCCCUGCUUGACCUAUGGACUACGAGGAAUCAACUAUUUCAAAAUCACGAUCUCUGGUCCCCCAACUCAGUUACACACUGGAUUGUUUGGGGGCACUGUCUAUGAGCCAUUGACUGACUUGGUCACUCUCCUCUCGAAGCUGGUUGCUUCUCAGGGGAAUAUACUAGUCACUGGAAUCCAGGAAGAUAUCGAGCUUCUAACGGAAGAGGAGGAAGAGACUUACGAUAAUAUCGACUUCACUAUGCAAGACUUCAACAAUUCAAUCGGCCCCAACACCGAUUGCGGAAUCUUCAAUGACCCUAAGCGAAUACUCAUGGCGCGAUGGAGGUACCCAUCUCUGUCUAUCCACGGGUUCGACGGUUCAGCAAAUGGUCCCGAGACUGUGACCUCCAUACCUCCCUGGGUGACUGGAAAGUUUUCCAUUCGCACCGUCCCAAGUAUGACUACAGAGCAAGUCACAGAGCUGGUAACGAACUAUCUCAAGGGGGAAUUUGAAAAGCUGAAUAGCAAGAACCGCUUGGACAUCGAGAUGACUGAUAGUGGCGAAUGGUGGCGUACCGAUCCACAGGCUAGGAAUUUCAAAGCCGCUGAAUUAGCCACACAAAAGGUUUGGGAGAAUGUGACCCCAGACCUGACACGCGAAGGUGGAAGUAUUCCUGUCGCAUUGGAUAUCCAGGAAGGGCUAGGUAGCGACAAAAGCUUGAUGUUGCUUCCAAUAGGGACCUCGAGCGAUGGUGCACAUGGUCCUGACGAGAACAUGAGGGUUCGAAACUAUCAGAAUGGUGUUAAAGUGCUGGGAGCCUACCUCCAUUAUUUUGCAGAGAAAGGUAUCGAGGAAUAG